AUGAGGAAUCCUGAAGUCAUUGUGAUCGGAGCGGGCCCGUCCGGCAUUGCCCUUGCACACACGUUGAAGCAUAAGCUUGGGUUCCAUGAUUUCACAAUAUAUGAGAAGCUCGAUGGAGUCGGAGGAACAUGGAGAACCAAUACUUAUCCGGGGGUAGGCUGUGAUGUACCCACGAUUUUGUAUUCGUUUUCAUUCAACUUGAAUCCCAACUGGUCGAAAGAACUGUGUGAUGGUCCGGAAAUUUUGGAUUACAUGGAAGCCACCGUCGACAAAUACGACUUGCGCAAACAUAUGCAAUUUGAGAUCGAAUGCCUGGGUGCAAAGUGGAACAACGACACUUCCGCCUGGGACGUGCAAUUCAGAGAUCUCCGAACAAAGAUCGAGUAUAUUCGCUCUGCGACCAUCUUCGUCUCAGCUGUUGGUGGCAUUUCAUAUCCCCGCGAGGUAAAGUUCCCUGGGAUGGAAACUUUCAAGGGGGAAAUGUUCCACACAGCCAGGUGGAACCAUGGAUACGACUACCAUGGAAGACGAAUGGCCAUUAUUGGAAAUGGCUGCAGUGCCGCUCAAGUUGUCCCUGCCGUCGUGAAAAAGGCUGCUUUUGUGAAGCAGUAUGCUCGAAGUCCUCAAUGGUAUCAUGAACGACCGAAUAGACACUUCACAAACGUUGAGAAAUGGUGUUUUCGCUAUUUACCCUUAUGGGAACGGUAUAAUCGGCUCAUGCUGUUUCUUCAAAACGACGAUUUAGUCUCAACUUAUAUGCCAGGAGCUAUUGCGACGAAGAAGAGAGCGAACGUCGAGGACCAUGCGAAGAAGUACAUUUAUGCCACUUCGCCGAAGAAAUAUCAUCAUUUCUUGGUUCCGGAUUUUCCGUUAGGAUGUAAACGUCGAAUUUUUGACCCCAACUACCUCGAGGCCCUGCACAGUCCGAAUCUUGAAGUCGUUCCAGAGGGCAUUCAAGCCAUUGAUGAGACGGGCAUCAUUUCCGAUGGUGGUGACAAGACAGAAUUUGAUCUCGUCGUACUGGCGACGGGAUUCCAGGUCCAACAAUUUCUAACCCCCAUGGAAGUCGUGGGUAAACAUGGAAUGACUUUGUCGCAACAAUGGAAAGAGAAUCGCGGUGCUCAAGCUUAUAUGGGCUCCUACGUUCAUAACUUUCCCAAUUUCGCCAUUCUAUUUGGUCCCAAUACUUUUCCGGCGCAUAAUUCAGCCCUCUUCGCAUGCGAAGUGCAAGUUGAGUACAUUGCCAGGACAAUGAUUGCGCCAAUCAUUGAUCGUCGAGCUUCAGUCAUUGAGGUCAAAGCCACAUCCGAAAACCAAUGGGUCAACAGUAUUCACGAUCAAUUGAAAGGUUCGGUGUUCGCGGCUGGUUGCUCGAAUUGGUACAUUAAUGAAUUCGGACGCAAUGCAGCUUCCUGGCCCGGUUACGCCUCGACAUAUUGGAAGGAGGCGCUGAUUCCUCGCUGGGGCGUAUUGACAUUCACUGGCGGUUCAAAAUUUUGGGUCUGGAACACGAUUUAUAGAUGGCUCCGGACGACGAGUAGACUCACAUAUCUUGUCUUGUUUCUUGCCUUGUCUUCAUGGCGUUUGAGGAAGACCGAGGGUCUGGUGGAUAAAUUAAGAGCAAUACCCGCUUUGGGGUGGCAAAAAUUUCGUGCUUUGAUAUAA
Molecule: messenger RNA, 1665 nt
Organism: Rhinocladiella mackenziei CBS 650.93
Lineage: Eukaryota; Fungi; Ascomycota; Eurotiomycetes; Chaetothyriales; Herpotrichiellaceae
Exons: 6
Coding region: 1-1665 (554 amino acids)
Molecular function (GO): N,N-dimethylaniline monooxygenase activity; NADP binding; flavin adenine dinucleotide binding
Source: RefSeq, a predicted model, not a curated record